AUGACAAGUUGGGAAGAAUGGAUGGGUGACACAUAUUAUGAGAGAGAUGAUAUUCAUCCAAUGGAGACAAAUGAAGUAGAUGAAAAUAAUAGCUUCAAUGAAAGUAACUAUUUUUUCGACGACACAUCGCAAUUCGAAACGGAUAUUCAUUCGAUGGACACAAAUGAAGCAGAUGAAAAUAAAAGUGUUCAAUUCUCGUCAAGAAUUGAUGGAUUUGGUGCAAAAUAUGGUAAAUACUUUAGUCGUGCAAAUGUUUUGACAAAUAAGUUAGAAGAUUUAUUCUUUGCUCAUCCAAGAUCAUUAGAAAUAUGGCGUGCAUUUCCACAUGUCUUGUUAAUGGAUGCAACAUAUAAGACAAACAAGUACGGGAUGCCUCUAUUGGAGAUUGUUGGUGUAACUCCAACAAAUAUGACAUUUUCCAUUGCAUUUGUGUACAUGCAUGAAGAAAAACAUUCCAACUAUGUUUGGGCUUUAGACUGUCUAAAAUCGGUAAUGGAAGGAUGUAUGUUGCCAAGUGUUAUUGUGACUGAUAGACAACUGGCUCUUAUGAACGCAUACAGUAUUAUAUUUCCAGAUGCUAAAGGAUUACUUUGCAGAUGGCAUAUAAAUAACAAUAUCACGAAGAAAUGCAAAUCAUGUUGGGAUGUUCUUUAUAUGUCAUGGACGAGGUUGGUUAACUCUGAAACAAAGGAAGCAUAUAACAAGAAUUUGGUACUAGUUGAAAAAAUUACAAGAUGCAUUUUCUUAUCUAAACAAAACAUGGUUGACACCAUACAAAGAAAAGUUUGUGUCUGUAUAAAAGCGAGUCUUGCGCAUAACAAAAUUUUGAUUGUACAUCGGUACUACGAAAUACCAUAUCUAAAACCAUUGUGUCGUUUCGUUUCAAUUUAUGCACUUGAUAUCAUUUUCAAAGAAUAUGAGCGGUCCAGAGAAUUUGGAUUUGUUUAUGAAAACCGUGGAUGUCAAGUACGUACAAGUUAUGGGCUGCCAUGUGCGCAUGAACAAGCUAUAUUUGUUAAAAAAGGUCAUUAUGUACCGCUUCAUUCAAUCGAUAAGUUUUGGAAGAAACUUGAUUUAUUAGAAUGCAAAUCGUUAGAAGAUGACAAUUUGGGUUGUACAGUUGAGGUAAAUAUGUUUAAUGCUCAUUACGAAAAACAAUCAAGACCUGUUAAGUUAAGUUUAGCAAGGAAGUUAUUAAACUUAAUCACGCCGUCAACAACUUCAGUUUUUGAACUUGCUACUCACGAAAAUACUCGUGGGCGCCCCUCCUUAAAGAAGAAACUUUUCAAGAAAACCCAUAUUGAUUUAAACCAGGACCCACCAACUCAAGAUCCACCACCUCAAGAUCAACCGACUCAAGCGUCACCAACUCAGUAUCCGUCUCGACGUAGCAUUUCUACUUAUACGCCUGAUUAUCUGCGGUCUAAUUUGUUUGAUCUAAACCAGGAACCGGAUAGGCACACAAAAGAUCGUUGGUUGAUUAUGCCGGUCACUAGCUUUCUCAUUGCUAAAAAGUAUAGGGUAAUAGCUAUUUUUCUAAGCAAAGAUAGUCCAUCAACAUGUUUUCCACUAUGGCUUGGUCCCCAAGAUAUCUCCACUAAUAGAGUUGUUGUUAUUGCUCUUGUUAGAGGUGAUCAUAAUGUGAAGGUUGAUUUACAUGAAGCAUAUCUAAUGCCUAUUAUUUUGCCACUUUGGCGUCACAACAGAUCAUCACGGUCUGCUGGAUGGGAAACUGUUUAUGUUGUUCGCCUGAAUUCCUACAUUUCUCCAUUUGCAACACACAGUAAUUAUAACAAUUCUACAGUUAUAAUAUCUGAUAAUUAA
Molecule: messenger RNA, 1824 nt
Organism: Lactuca sativa (garden lettuce)
Lineage: Eukaryota; Viridiplantae; Streptophyta; Magnoliopsida; Asterales; Asteraceae
Source: RefSeq, a predicted model, not a curated record